GUUGGUGUAAACGAUGGCGAAGCCCUAAGGAGAAAGGUUGUGCUUUACGAUUGCCAUCCUCGCUUGCGGUGAAGAUGCCGGAGGAGCGGAGACGAAGGGAAGGCGGGGAGGGAGGAGGAUCGUUGUCUCGUCGAGAGGGCCGUGAUUGCGAUGGCAGACGCCUGUCCUCCCGAUCGGAAAGGGAAAAAGAAAGGGAACCCAGCCCAAAAAGAUUCAGGAGACAUGGAAAACCAGCAUCAGCAAGAACAUACUCCCGUAACCAUGAUUUGGACAUUGAUGACAAUAGGGAACGGAAGCAUCUUGGGCGGUUUCAAGAUACUUUGCCAUAUGAGAAUUCUUUAGCAGCAGAUUCUAAGCACGAUGAAUGUGGCAGUGCUGGGCAUGGUGGUCAAAGCUAUGUUCACAUAGCUGCUGACGAUGGACGGAGUAAUUUAAAAGAGCAUAAUGGCAGCAUGGUGGACAAGAUAGAGGCAUCUGAUUUGCAGAGGAAACAUGACAGGAGUAAAGCAUGUGAAGAUGACGACGAGUGGAGACAUGAUGGGUAUUUUGAAUUGGAGGCUGAGGAAUCAGCUCCCAGGAAAAGGCCUGCAUUCAGUGAAAAGAAAAUGCCAGCAGAAGAUGUCCCUCCCACUAGAUCAGAAUUCAGAAACCGCCAUGAUCGACAAACUUUUGGUGUUUCAGGACGGAUGGAAAAGGAAAACUACUUUUCACAUGGAGAUGAGCUUGAGAGAUUUUUCCAUCAGGCCGGAGAUAAACAUGAUAGCUGGGGAGACAGAUAUCACCAAAGAAACGAAACGUACAGAGCUGGUUAUCAGUCGAGAGAGAGGCAUGGUAGCAGGGACACACGGGGCAGGGAAACUUUUGCUGGAAGAUAUGGCGAGAAAAACACCUAUCGACAGAGUGGUUUGCAAGUAGAAAGAUGGAGGCAUGAUCUUUUUGAUGAGGCAAAUAGAAGCCCAACCCCAAAGAAUGAAGAAGAGCAGAUAGCUAAGGUUGAAGCACUGUUGGCUCUGUAGCCAUUGCAUCCGUCAAGACAUCUUGAACGGUUCCAUCUGAUAUUUCUCAAGAGAUAGUGGUGUUUCUUUAGCGUACUCAAAGCAAAAUCACUCAAAAGAGUUUGAUAAUUCUGUAUCUUAUGCUAUUCUGUUGUCUAAAGAUAGCGUGUUUUUUCCUCCUUGUUUUGUUUCUCUUUUGUGCGAACUAUGUUUGAGGUCAUAGUUUUUCCUCCAGUAAAUCCGUGUUUUUCUUGA
This is a messenger RNA of Musa acuminata subsp. malaccensis (wild Malaysian banana), 1250 nucleotides long. RefSeq lists its product as uncharacterized. Lineage: Eukaryota; Viridiplantae; Streptophyta; Magnoliopsida; Zingiberales; Musaceae. The record is from RefSeq and is a predicted model, not a curated record.